AUGUAUCAUAAAUAUAAAUAUGAUGAGCUCCCCGUGCACAGCGGGCAAGAGAGCAACCCCUUCACCGCCGAGCGAAGCGGCAUUCAAAUCAUCAACGUCGUCUACGAGCAACCAUCGUCGUCGUCAUCGUCGUCUCUUAGCGAAGAGGUGCACAACCACCUCCACCACCACUACGUCGUCGGCCAGACGCACAUCGGAAGCCAUCUCCUAGCCAAACGCCACAGAGACUGGGCGGAGCGCCGACCGACCAAUUUAGUGUGGCUGGUACCGAGCGACGUUCGCGAGGGGAGGUGUAUACAAGCCUGCAUCGACGACAAGCUCGUGGGUCGAUCGGAGGAGUCCGGUGUUACGAAGAAGCGUGUCGUCGUCAACAAGCGAGCAGCAGCCGCCGCGGCGACCACCACGUUUGCCGAAGUUUCGGACCCGAUGGGCCCGUGGUUCGAUGGGGUCCGUUAUCUGGAGCGGAAGCAGAAGUAG
Drepanopeziza brunnea f. sp. 'multigermtubi' MB_m1 is the source of this 477-nucleotide messenger RNA. NCBI's taxonomy places the organism in Eukaryota, Fungi, Ascomycota, Leotiomycetes, Helotiales, Drepanopezizaceae. The record is from RefSeq and is a predicted model, not a curated record.